Parasteatoda tepidariorum (common house spider) is the source of this 1500-nucleotide messenger RNA. The record is from RefSeq and is a predicted model, not a curated record. NCBI's taxonomy places the organism in Eukaryota, Metazoa, Arthropoda, Arachnida, Araneae, Theridiidae.
UUAUAUAAGUUGUCGUUUAUGGAAUAAAAAAUAUUUAUUUCAGGCUUCAAACACUGUAAAUUUUCAAAGUAUUAAGUUUUUUAUUAUGUCUAUGGAAACUGAAGGAGUGUUUACUUUCACUUGGGAAAUCGGUAACCUUAUUGAUUUAAUAAAUACAAUGGGUAAUUACCAGAAAACGAGUCCCACAGUUGAGGCUGCAACAUUGAAAGGAACUAAAUGGUAUUUAAGACUGUACAAAAAUCAAUUUCUUCCAAGUUCAUUUAUGUGUUGUCUAUGCAGGGAAAAUGACGAGAGCGAAUCUGAAAAUGUUUCAGUAACAUAUAAAUUAGAAUUGAUCGAUAUUGAUGGAAAGAUUAUCAAAUCAGUCGUAAAGGAAAAUAUUACUUUUUCAAAAAGUUCUAGCAGUUUUCUAGAUGAUAAUUUCUUGGAACUAUGUGAGAAAUUUACGGAACGUGUUAAUCCGACAUUAACUGUCCGCUGCCACAUAAUUGAUGCAAGCUACAAAAAACAAGCAAUGACGGUGGAAAUUCCGACUAUCCAUACGCAGUGGAAAGUAAAUAUUCCUGGUCCUGAAAAUUGGACGAAGAAAGUAAAAGUUCUAUUUCAUGAAUGCACUCAUAUAGAUAUUAUUAUGCACGCUUCCGAUGAGAGAAUCAACAUAAAAUUUGAAAAAGUGGACUUAUUACAACCUUAUAAACUGAAAAUCGCAGUAUUGAAUGAGGAAAAUCGUAAAAUAGAUUGCGAAUUUCCAAAAAAAGUUGUCGAAAUACAGAAAUUUGAGACAUGGAUUGAAAAAAGUCAACUUGUAGACAAAUCACGUUUUCACUUACCGUAUUCGUUCACACUGGUAUGUACCGUUAUAACUUCUGGUGGAAAUUCGGAUUCGAGCGCUGCGAAUUGGACACAGGAUGAUUCUUUUCCAUGUUUAAAGGCUUCUCCUUUACCUCUGCAAGAAAAUCUCAAAGAAAUGCUAUUGAAUGACAAGCAUAGUGACGUUAAAUUGAAGACACGUGACAAAAUCAUCCCGGCUCACAAAUGCUUGCUGUCAGCUCGAUCUCCUGUGUUCUCUGAAAUGUUUGAUCAAAAUAUGCUGGAAUCUCAGACUGCCGUUGUUGAUAUUCCAGAUGUAGAAAGUGAAACUCUGCAAUCAUUUUUAGAGUUUCUGUACACUGACACGAUCACCAACACUGAUUAUGAGAAAUUGUUGAAACUGAUGUUUGUGGCUGAUAAAUAUCAAGUGGAUAACUUGAAGAAUCGAUGCUCAUUAACACUGAUGUCCGAACUGUCGUUGGAGAACGUCUGUGAAGUGGUUUCUGCUUCUGAUGCGGUCAAUCAACCGAAUUUGAAAUUGUGGGCAGUUAAUUUUAUAAAAGAAAACAAAAAGAAGAUCAUUUCCUCAACUGUUUGGCCAGAGUGGGUGGAAAAGAACAUGAAAUUAGCCGUUGAAGUUGUUUCGAAGUUGAUUGAUGUUUGAACCAAAACGCAAUGCAAAUUUCGCUA